AUGAAUAACUUUUCUUAAUAGAAUUAAUGUAAGUAAGCCCAACCAUUUUUACAACAAGGAAAUCAACCAAUGAACUAAUUUCCAUACCUAAAUAAAAAUUAACAACCGGUAAGUGGGUAGCCCUAAAAUUUUGCUCCAACAUCACAUCCAACUUUGUAAUAGGGAUAAGUUAAUCCUUCUUCAUAAUUCAAUUAAUUCAAUCAAUAAAACUAAUAGAGCUUCCAACAACCAAAGCCUGCAGGAUAAUUUUAAGCCUAAGCAUAAUUUGGAAACUUCAUUAAUAAUCAAUAGAUCCCUAAUAAUAAUGCUAAUCCACCAAAUUACAACAAUUUUAAUUAAAACAAUUUCAAUUAAAACAUUCAAAAGCCGUAAGUUAUUCAGAUACCUCCAAAAGCUGAUGCUAAAUUUACCCCAAAUUCUAUAAAUCUAAAUUAAUAGGGUGCUAAUAAAUAUUAAAUUUAACCCCAAAAACCUCAAGAAUGUGAAACAAAGCCUAUAUAAUAAUUUCAAUAAUAAUUCAAGGAUGCUUAAGCUUUUGGCAACAUUGUUCCUUAGUAAUCUUUGCCUGGUUAAUCACCUUUAAUGUAGCCUAGAAAUUAACAACAAAAAUACCCACGUGUUGAUGUGAAAAGUGAAGAGGAUAAAAAGUAAUUGGUGAAGAGUUUAAAUUAAUACUUUAAGGAUGGAAAUUCUGAAUUUGUAAUUGAGUGUAUAAAGCAAAUCAUUGAAAAUGACAUUAGAGUAAAGCUUCCGGAAUAAGCUAUUAGUAUUAAAUGA
Paramecium tetraurelia is the source of this 777-nucleotide messenger RNA. RefSeq lists its product as uncharacterized. NCBI's taxonomy places the organism in Eukaryota, Ciliophora, Oligohymenophorea, Peniculida, Parameciidae. The record is from RefSeq and is a predicted model, not a curated record. The transcript is spliced from 2 exons.